CGUUGACCUGAGCGGCGCUAGGACCACGCGGAAAACAGGUCACAGAGUCACUUUACAACCAGGAGACAGUCUGAGGUUUCACUACGGCUGGAAUUUGAACUAAGUUCCUCUCAACUACAUUGUAAUCUGUGGCGGUAAAAACAAACAAACAAACAAAAGCGCUUUAUGUUAUUUUAAAAUCUCAGUUGAACGGGGCGUCAAGUCGUUUGCGUCUAUGUCUUGUUCCUCUUUCCUCCUGUGAUCUUCCUGAAAACACCUGCGUGCUUCAGGUAACUCACCGAUGAAGAGGGAAGUCCCUGGGCAGUGAGCGGUGAAAAAGUUUGUCCUGCAGGGAUGUGUUCCAGUCAGGGUAUAUGCGGCGGCAACAACCGUCCCAACAGAUCCUCCAGCUCGGAGGGAAGCGGUUCAGGCGCUCACUAUGCUCUGUGCGCCCUGGGAGUGGGUCUCAUCGCCCUGGGUAUCGUCAUGAUUGUGUGGACUGUGAUACCGAUGGACGGAGAGUCCUCCGGAGGGGCCACCACACUGUCAGGUAACUCCACCACACUGACCCCGAGCGAUGAUGAUAGGGAGGACAGCACCAAGUCUUCAACGGUGGCUAUGGUUCUGGUUGGAGUUGGAGCAGCCAUGUUGCUUUUAUCCAUUUGCCUCGGCGUGAGGAGCAAGAGGAACGCACGCAACAGAAGCAACCAGCCAGUACCAGCAACAGGAGUCCUCCUCAUGGACCAUGUGGCAGGGCAGCAGGGAGAACCAGCUGCAGACCCAACCACAUUCAACGUGCCGAGCUACGAGGAGGUCGUCGGCAGUGGCGACUACCCCGUCCGCCGUAGCAACCUUCGCGAUAGCACCUCCCAGCUGCCAUCCUACGAAGACAUCAUCGCUGCCGUGGAAAAUGAGGGAGCAGAGCCCACUAACAACCCCACCGAGGGCACCCCUCUUAACGAUCCCACACCAGCUCCCCCUCAACCUGCCGCCGAGCCCCAGGCUGACCCGUCUGGCCUCACAUCCAACCCGAGCCUGCCCACCCGCAGCAGCAGCCGGGCCAGCCGUUUACUGCGGCCCCUCCGGGUGAGGAGGAUCAAGUCAGACAAACUGCACCUGAGAGACUUUCGCCUUCAAAUCCGCAGCCCCACACAGAAUCCAGUGACCAUUGAACCCAUCACACCACCACCACAGUAUGACAAUAAGAUGCCUGAAUUAGGGUAGUGUCUCUCACUUACUGCCUGUUCCCAAUGAUUAAAAAUAUCUGUGUUAAAUGGACUAAUGAUAACACUUUUGAGAACCCACUUUCAAGGUUGGUAUAAAGUAGGUUAAGUGUGGCUGCGAGCAGCGCGAUGGAGGCCGUGCAGACACACUCCUGACAUGAGAAUAUUUCAAGUGAAUCUAUUGCUCUUUAUCACUGAAGCUUGUGAUUUGCAUAUUUAUUCUGUUAUAAUGCAUAAUUAAGUUUGUCUGAAAGAAAGAUAUUUUGUUUUAAACAUCAUGCCAUAACUUAUAUUAAACAUGAGACAGCCUGUCAGUUUUAUUUAAUAGCCAGUUUUGUGCUAUAAUAGACAAUCUCUUUAAUGUUUUUCACUUUACCAGGAAUAAUUCAUGUUGCUGUAAGUCGAUUAGUUGUUUAAUUAAUUGUGGAAAGAUUUCAACCACAUGUUGUGUUAAAGGGGGGAAACUAAUUACUUAGGAGAUUUUAAUGUGGUAUUGCGUAUCAUGGUAUAAUAUCAAAAAGUCAUUAGACCUACAACAAACUUUUUCUGAUUUGUAACUGAAGAAAAUGCACUGAGGCCAAAAUAUAUGACCAUUAGCUAUUUGUUUUUGAAUGCUUUUUGUUAGUUGUUUUUAAAUCUAUUGUCUUAAACAAAGUGGUUCUUGAAAAUGGAAAUGGUAUGUGUAUGAUGCCCUGUGUCAGUUAUAAUCCAUAACAGUAAAACCAGAAGUAAACUGUUGGGUAUAAUGGCAUGGGAUGUGACAAUUAAACAUGCUUUGCUUCGUUAGAUUUUUAAAGGUGUUUAAACUAUGCUGUAAUAUUUGUAAAAAAAAAAAAAAA
Molecule: messenger RNA, 2041 nt
Organism: Morone saxatilis (striped sea-bass)
Lineage: Eukaryota; Metazoa; Chordata; Actinopteri; Moronidae
Gene: tmem51b
Product: transmembrane protein 51b
Exons: 3
Coding region: 334-1203 (289 amino acids)
Source: RefSeq, a predicted model, not a curated record